AUGGUGGAUGCGUCCGAACCAUGGCUGCCAGAUGAAGAGGAUGAGAUUGGCGAGGACAGCCUGGCGGGAGCUUCAUGGCUCACCUUCCUCCGGGAUGACGUCAAAGUCCAACUUGUCGCCUGGCUCUGUGCAUCUGCAGCCGCGGCCAGGCAUGCCGCGGCGCCGACUUGCCGGGGUCUUGCUGAGUGGGCCCUGGGCCCAUCACUUGUGCCCAGCAUCAUUGGCUGGGCCAUUGCCACACUGCUAUCGCUUGCGUGGCUUCUGCUUGACUUGCAGAUGGUCUUCACUUCAGAGCAGCGAGCAAUGCUGUUUCCUCCCUGGAGCAUCCUAGUGUUUGUGAAGCAGCCAGCCGUUGUCGGGUCGGUUGUUAUCUUUCUGGGCUACGAUGGCCGGAGCUACGUCAGAAGAGUUCAGGCCAUCGAUGAGACUGCCGCAUCAGCCAGGCUCCAGACAGUUGGAGAUCUCAGCGGAGCCCCGAGUGAUAGACCACUUUACAGUGCAGACGGGAGUGCUGACUGGCUCGAGGCCAAGGCGGUCAAAGGAACGCUGGCUGCGGGUCCUUUCCCGCUCCUGGCCGUGCUGAUGGUUGCCUUGGCCGUCACCAUUCUCAGUCCUCCUAUGGCAUUUGCCUUCUUUGUCACCAGCCAGCCCAUUGUGACGCUUUGGCUCCUGCUGUUGGCGAGCAUUGCCAUGAGCUUCUUGUUUGCUGCGUUGUCGUAG
This is a messenger RNA of Symbiodinium pilosum, 720 nucleotides long. The record is from the annotation of a GenBank genome assembly. NCBI's taxonomy places the organism in Eukaryota, Dinophyceae, Suessiales, Symbiodiniaceae.